ACAAUGACAGAGGAAGCAUGCAGGACUCGGAGUCAGAAACGAGCCUUAGAACGUGAGGUACCGCACAACGAUGUGGACAGUAAAAAAAUAAAGAUGGAGAAAGGACUGUUAGGAGCAGAGAUCAAUGCUGAAGGCGACAUGAAAAUAAAGACAGAUCCUGCAGCUGGAAAAGUGCAAGGAUUAUUAAAAAGUGGAGAGGUGAAAGCAACCAUUAAAGUGGAGGUUCAGACGGGAGAUGAGCCUGUGGACAUGAGUACCUCAAAAAGUGAAAUGAGAGAAAAGAGAGUCCCCUCACCAGAUGUUAUAGUUUUAUCCGACAAUGAACCUUCUAGCCCUAGGAUGAAUGGUUUAACAAAAAUAGCAUUAAAAGAGACCAACACGGAGGCCCUCAUGAAGAGCAGCCCAGAGGAGCGUGAGAGGAUGAUCAAACAGCUGAAGGAAGAGCUACGGUUAGAAGAAGCAAAGCUUGUUUUGUUGAAAAAGCUACGGCAAAGUCAAAUCCAGAAGGAGACCACUACUCAGAAGCCUGCUGGUUCCUCUGGGAGUGCUGUGGCCACCCCUCCGCCCUUGGUGCGGGGACCGCAGAGCGUUCCUGCUGGCAAACCAUCCCUCCAGACCUCUUCUACACGGAUCCCAGGCACUGUUAUUCCCCCUCCCUUGGUCCGUGGAGGGCAGCAGACUUCUUCAAAAUUAGGAACUCAGCAAAACACGCAGAUAGUGAUGCCACCUCUGGUCAGAGGAGCACAGCAAAUCCACAACAUCAGACAGCACUCCAGCACGGGGCCUCCUCCGCUGCUGCUGGCACCACGGGCCUCGGUCCCCAGCGUCCAGAUUCAGGGACAGAGGAUUAUCCAGCAGGGGCUGAUCCGUGUGGCCAACGUCCCCAACACCAGCCUGCUGGUCAACAUCCCACAGGCUUCCCCAACUUCAAUCAAAGGUACCACAGUGACAUCUGCUCAGGCCAAUGCCACCACGACCAGCGCCGCUUCCAUCGUCAACUCCAGCGAGUCCCCGGCCAGCCGGCAAGCGGCCGCCAAGCUGGCCUUGAGAAAGCAGCUGGAGAAGACACUCUUGGAGAUCCCUCCUCCCAAGCCACCUGCUCCAGAGAUGAACUUCCUGCCAAGUGCAGCCAAUAACGAAUUUAUUUACCUAGUCGGGUUGGAAGAAGUUGUGCAGAACCUGCUGGAGACUCAAGCAGGUAAAGUUUCGGUCCCCAUGUCCUCCCGCGAGCCCUACAUGUGUGCUCAGUGUAAGACUGACUUCACCUGCCGCUGGAGGGAGGAGAAGAACGGGACCAUCAUGUGUGAAACCUGCAUGACAUCCAACCAGAAGAAGGCCUUGAAAGCUGAGCACACCAACCGGCUGAAGGCCGCCUUCGUCAAAGCCCUGCAGCAGGAGCAGGAGAUCGAGCAGAGGAUCCUGCAGCAAACCUCCUCUCCUGGGCAGACCAAGGCAGACCCCAUCGUGCAGCACCACUCACUCAAGCAGACUUCCAGCCAGAUGUCCCGAGGUCCUGGAGGUGCCCGGGGGGUGUUGCACCCCUUCAGCCAGUCCCCCAAGCUGCAGAACACCUCGUCUGCUGCAGCCCUGGGCAGCCGGCCGGGGAAGCACGCGGAGAGACCCGGCAGCAAGGGCAGCGCGGCCGCCUGGAAGAAGACUCCCAUCAAUACAGGGGGGGCUCUGCCCUUCGUCAGCCCUGGCUUAGCUGUGCACAAAUCCUCCUCAGCCGUCGACCGCCAGCGCGAGUAUCUCCUGGAUAUGAUUCCCCCACGGUCCAUCCCACAGUCUGCCACGUGGAAAUAAUGCAGAGGAGCCCAGAGGAAGACUUUCCUGUCUCUGCCAUCCUUUUUAUACCACAUUACAGUGGAAUCUGCUUUAAUCCCAGCUGGAUAUGCCCCAGGCUUUAUAGGAUGCAAGAAGACCACUCCUCAUCCCAUCGAGUGCUGCUGUCCCUGCUAUGAGAAAAAUGACACCACGUGGGUGGGAAAGACUUGAGCUCAUUUGGUUCAGAUUCUGAUGAUUUGACUGAUGAUGAAGGCUGUCAGGGAAGGGG
Messenger RNA from Chaetura pelagica (chimney swift), 2053 nucleotides. It is a transcript of the gene GATAD2A, whose product is annotated as GATA zinc finger domain containing 2A. Gene Ontology annotation, biological process: negative regulation of transcription by RNA polymerase II. Gene Ontology annotation, molecular function: sequence-specific DNA binding. The transcript is spliced from 11 exons. The record is from RefSeq and is a predicted model, not a curated record. NCBI's taxonomy places the organism in Eukaryota, Metazoa, Chordata, Aves, Apodiformes, Apodidae. Bases 4 to 1803 code for a protein of 599 amino acids. Gene Ontology annotation, cellular component: NuRD complex.